Molecule: messenger RNA, 666 nt
Organism: Protopolystoma xenopodis
Lineage: Eukaryota; Metazoa; Platyhelminthes; Monogenea; Polystomatidea; Polystomatidae
Source: the annotation of a GenBank genome assembly
UGCCUGGCUGUUGGACUUGCCGUCAACUAUCUGGCCCCCUCCUGCUCGCUAGGGAUUUCACAUUCUAUUUCCAGCUCGGUCACCACCGGCUCUGUCAGUACGGAUCCGGUACCUGACGCCCAGACCACCGAUUCAAACUCGCCCACAAGCUGGUGGUCAGAUUGGCUGCUUGAUUUUUAUUCUUACUCAACGCUUACAUCCAACUUAUCAACGCCAGCUUGCAAUGAUCCUGGUCCUCUAGCCAGAUCACGUUGCCAUUUGCUCUUCUAUGCUCUCUUACAACGCCUCCUCGAAGCGGGUUCCGGGCCCGGCUUAUUGGUGGAAACUCUAAGAAUACUCUCCCGUGUCUGGUCUGCUCCAUCUUUGCAGUCUUCUGUAUCUAAUGCCGAGGAUACGGCAGCUUCAAACUCGAUAGAUAGCAAGUUCUUUGCUCGGCGAUUUGAUUUGUCGUCUGAUCCUAGUCGGAUCGGCACAAGAUCGACAGAUCUAUUGGCCUGGAUCCUUCAUCUCAUCGAGUUAAUUAUUUUCAGAAAGCCCGACGAGUCUUCAUCUGACUUAGAUGAUGAUUUUAAUGAUGAUUUGGAUAUAUCCAAGACUCAGACCGCCUUAAGUUAUAAGGCGACUUUGAAGAGACUCUAUCAAGUACGUUGUUAUUUUGACUUUUAA